AUGCAAGAUCUCGAUCCUGAACUUCGUGCAUUGGUCGAUGGCAACAUCGAUCCUGAACCUGUCAUAAUCGAACGCCAAGAACGUCAAGUAUGUCAACGAUGCUAUCACUUACAGCACCAAAAUACACCUACUACUGAUUCGAGUCCUGCCUUUCUAAAAGCAUCACAGCAAUAUGGAUCACUCGAGUUCCUCAAGACUAAACGCGAUCCUUUGAUCGUGGCUGUGCUUGAUGUGACCGACUUACCUUCUUCGUUAGGAGAUUUGCCUUCGUUGUUGGCAAGUAAUCCUGGUGCACGUAUCUUGCUGGCUGCUAACAAGGUGGACAUCUUGCCUGCAUCCGCACGUCGUCAUGAACAACGUAUACGUGAUUGGAUUUUGCAUCAUGUCAAAUCACUCGGUUUGCCUACUCAACAGAUCCGCUCAGUCACUUUGAUCAGUGCUAAGAAAGGAUGGGGUGUUCCUUCCUUGAUGCGUAAAAUCGAUCAAGAAAAGAGACCUACAGACGAUGUCUAUCUUGUUGGCUGUACGAAUGUAGGUAAAUCUGCUUUAGUCAAUCAGUUCAUGUCACAGAUCCGAGGCAGUUUGGAUUCAGCUGGACGUCAGUUGAAAUCACAACUCAAGGCGCAAUACAAAAUCACCAGUUCUGCUGUACCUGGCACGACCAUGGGUACCAUCAAAGUGCCAUUACAUGCCCUU
Molecule: messenger RNA, 696 nt
Organism: Gilbertella persicaria
Lineage: Eukaryota; Fungi; Mucoromycota; Mucoromycetes; Mucorales; Choanephoraceae
Exons: 1
Source: RefSeq, a predicted model, not a curated record